AAAGCAGUGCAAAUAAUGAAUGAAAAUAGGAUGCGAGAUCCAUGGGAUAUGCAAAAAAAGAAAGUAAAAGAAAAGUUAUUAUCUCACUCACAUCACACUCUCAUCAUCAUCAUAGCAUGAUCCAUUCCCACCAUACAAACAAUUAACUUCUCUUUCACUCUCACCAUCUUUCCUUUUCCAUUCUCAUAAAGUUAGUUUAGUUUAGUUUCCUCUUCUUCUCUCAAACAACAACAAGAUCUCAAAUCAAUUUACAACAAAACAACAUAGAAAUAGAAACACUUUGUGUUCAAGUGUUGUGUUUGAGUGUUUAUGAGUGAUGGGUGGUGUAACUUCAUCAAUGGCAGCAAAAUUUGCAUUUUUUCCACCAAACCCAUCAUCAUACAAGCUUAUCAAAGAUGAACUAACUGGUCUUCUUCUUCUAACUCCUUUCCCUCACCGUGAAAACGUUGAAAUUCUUAAACUUCCUACACGCCGUGGAACUGAGAUUGUAGCUGUUUAUGUUCGUCAUCCAAUGGCUAGUUCUACUCUCCUUUACUCUCAUGGAAACGCUGCUGAUCUGGGUCAGAUGUAUGAGCUUUUCAUUGAGCUUAGCAUCCACUUGCGUGUUAAUCUCAUGGGGUAUGAUUAUUCUGGGUACGGACAGUCAUCGGGAAAGCCAAGUGAACAGAAUACAUAUUCAGAUAUUGAAGCUGUAUACAAGUGUCUCGAAGAAAGUUAUGGGGCUAAGCAAGAAGAUAUAAUCCUUUACGGACAAUCCGUUGGAAGUGGUCCAACUUUGGAUCUUGCAGCUAGGUUGCCUCAAUUACGAGCUGUUGUUUUGCACAGUCCAAUACUUUCUGGCUUAAGGGUCAUGUAUCCAGUUAAGCGUUCAUACUGGUUUGACAUCUAUAAGAAUAUCGACAAAAUUCCACUAGUUAAUUGUCCAGUUCUCAUAGUUCAUGGUACUUCAGAUGAAGUUGUAGAUUGUUCUCAUGGUAAGCAACUCUGGGAACUAUGUAAAGAGAAAUAUGAACCAUUAUGGCUCAAAGGAGGUAACCACUGCGAUUUGGAGCUCUUUCCCGAGUACAUCAGGCAUCUGAAGAAGUUCAUAACAACAGUUGAGAAGUCUCUGUCACAACGAUACAGUUUCCGUAGGAGUACAGACCAGCAAUUUGAGCAGCCUCGAAAGAGUACAGAUGUUUUUGAAGUGACUAGAAAGAGCACUGAUCGUAGAGAAAAGCCAAGGAAGAGCACCGACAAACCAGAGAAGGUGAAAAAUAUGUCUAGUAAUGGCGGGGAUAUGUUGGAGAAAUUGAGAAUGACAUUUGAUCAUAAGGAGAGGUCUCGUAGAAGUGUUGACUGUCAUGAGAAGUCUCGAAAAAGCGUUGAUCAUCAAUUGGAAAAAGGAAGGAAGAGCGUUGACCGACUCGACAGAAUAAGGACCGGUUAAUUCUAAUAUUGAAAUUAUAUUCGUGCACACGGGAUUGGUCUUUUUUUACUUAUUUUUUUUAUAUUGGUCUAAUGGUUGUGUAGCUAUACUUUGGCUUAUGUCGGAUAUGAUAACUCUUGGCAUUGAAGAAAAGGUUUGAUGUUACAAUGGGUUUAGUUUUCAUUCAAAUGAUAUAGCUUCUUUA
Trifolium pratense (red clover) is the source of this 1613-nucleotide messenger RNA. RefSeq names its product alpha/beta hydrolase domain-containing protein 17B-like. The record is from RefSeq and is a predicted model, not a curated record. The transcript is spliced from 5 exons. Bases 317 to 1429 code for a protein of 370 amino acids. Lineage: Eukaryota; Viridiplantae; Streptophyta; Magnoliopsida; Fabales; Fabaceae.